AUGGAUGGACGGGAGUUCGCGCCGCCGCCGCACCUCCUGGCCGAGCGGGGCCACCGCAGCAGCGCCAGCCGCCUCGCGGCCGCCGGGCACAACGCGGCGGUGCAGCACGGAGGACACUUCCAGCCCGGGAAAUACUUCCCGGCGCCCAUCUCCAUGGCUACGCACACAGCAGGAAGCGGGUUGAUGGGAAACGCACCUGCCUCGUCCUUUAUGGGCAGCUUUCUGAGCAGCAGCUUGGGCUCAGCAGCACCCCCACACCCCACAGGCCCAGCAUCAUCCCCAUCUGAACCAGCCUUCCGUGGCCCCCACUCUGGCACCUCCCAGAUUUGGUUUUCACACUCCCAUGAAGCUCCAGGUUACCCGAGGUUCUCUGGGAGCUUAGCAUCCACUUUUCUUCCCAUGAGCCACUUGGAUCACCAUGGAAACAGCAAUGUCCUGUAUGGCCAACACCGUUUCUAUGAAAGCCAGAAAGACAAUUUCUACCUGCGGAACCUUCCGGCGCAGCCCACACUGCUGUCAGCCAAUCACAACUUCCCCAGCAUUGCUCGGGCAGCACCUGGUCACCCGAUUGGUUCCUGCAGCCGUGACCGGGAGGCUGGCCACGGGCAGAAGUGCCACAAGGACUAUGAGCGCUUUGUCCUGUCCAAGGACAAAGGGGCCAAGGGCGAGGGCAAAGAGAGAGCAGCCGACGAUGAGGCCAAAGAACGGCACAAGCUGGUCAUGCCUAUGACAUCGGAGGGGACCUGCAAGGAAGGUGCUGCCCAGCGAGGUUCUUGUGACAACCGGCCCAAGCAUCUGCCCUCAUGCCUGCUGAGUUCCAAGGUAUUGAAUGGUGACUCAGGCAAAGCUGUCCUCCCAAGCUGUGGUGGAGGAAUCCUGCCGCGUCACGCUGGCGCCCAGAGCCGCUGUGCCAAGGAACUCGGCCACCACGAGCCUCCCCAGUCCUACAGUGAGUGCCUCGAGCGACGGCAGAUGCUGCAUCACUCGGUCUCCUACACUGUUCCAUCUAGUCUGCCUGCUGGGCCCCCCGCUCUGAGCACAACGACGGGCAGCUUCCCCUGCCUCCAGCUUCAUUCCAGCCCCGACGGGAUGUGUCCUCUGCAGGAUAAGGCCAGUCGGGAGCUACGGAUCAGCGGGGCCACGUUUGUGCCUUCUGUAGGCCACUUGACUGACAAGAGCCGCUCUUUCCAGGUGCCCUCUGAGCCCUGUGAGGGCAAGGAGCGUCCCCACGACAUGGGUCCGGAGCACCCACCCACUUACGGAAACCACGCUUUCUCUCACCUCAAAGCAGAGGGGAAAACGGAGCGGCGGCUGGAUUGGCCACAGAAUUCCAGUGCCCGCCUCAAAGGCCUAGAGUACCUGAACAGCCCCGGCUCUGAUAGUCAUUUUGGUAGCUUGUCCCACCAACCUAAGAGUGGGCACUUUGAGAUGGUGCCCCCUCAGGACUGUGCCCGGCCCGGCCCUCAAGAGACGCUGUGUAAACUCAGCCAGUCCUGCUGCACUUUAGACAAGGCCCCCAAGGAGCCGCCAGCACCCAGCACCCAGAAAGUGGCUCGCAUCCGCCACCAGCAGCACUUGCAGACGGAGAUGGAGCAGGCAGGUGCCCAUGCAGAGCCGAAGCGCAAAUCCAUGGAGCUCAGCUCCCUGGGCUACAGCGGACCACACCUCCCCCCAUGGCCGGUGCAGGGCCAGGGCCCUCCGUUGCCCAUGGCAGAGGAAAGGAAAGGCUCCUACCUGGACCCUUUCAGCAGCAGCCUCCAGCAGGCCGCACUCAUGACCCAGGGCUCCGUGCUCACCCAGGAGAUGCAGACGCCCCCAGACGAGGUGUCAGCCAUGAAAAACCUGUUGAAAUACAGCAAUCAAGCACUUAUUGUGGGCCAGAAAGCGCCAUUCGUGGGGCUGGGCAGCCUCAAGGGCAGCUGCGCCCACCAGGAUGGGGGCAAGUUCCUGGGGGCCAAGGGACAGCAGGAGCUGGAACGUCCAGACUGUGCCCGCAGCAGGGACCAUGAGCUGGGCCAUGGCGACGGCGAGGUGCGUCAGCCGCCGGUGGGCAUCGCUGUGGCCGUGGCUCGGCAGAAGGAAACACUGAGCCGGCCUGAACCAGCCUAUGGAUCUAGCUCCAGUCGGCAGGGCCGGGCUGCCAUGGGCCUCAAAGCUGGUGCAGCACGGCCAGUGCAUGUCAUUGACCUGGAUGCUGAGGAGGAACGGAGCCGACUGUGUGAGGAGCGCCUGGGGCUGGCAGGGAGAGACCUCCUCCUCCAGGAUAACAAGGACCUAGUGGAGUUUGCCCGUAUCCACCCAUCAAGCAGCUGCCCUGGAGACCUCACUCCGCACUUGAUGAUUGCAGGAAGUUCCUCGCUCCAGGCCAGCCAGUUAGGAGGAGACCCAGCAGCUCACACGCAUCCUGCCCAUACACACUGGCUGCCCCGGACACGCAGCCCUUCGCUUUGGAUGGGUGGACACUCAUACGGCAUUGGGCACCCUGCCCUCCAUCAAAACCUGCCACCUGGCUUUCCCACCUCUAUGCCCAGUGCGAUGCAGCCAGUCUUCCCCCUGUCACAGGAGCCACCUGCCCAGCUAGUCAUCCUGCCCUCUGAACCACCAGCCCAUGGGGCCCCCCACACACUGGCAGCUGAGGUGAUGGAUCAGGCAUCUAUUUGGCCACCCAUGUAUCCUAGCCGGGGGCCUGGCUCACACCUGCAGCACACCGGGCAACUCCCUGUCUACUCCCGCUCCCAGUUCCUGCGUCAGCAAGAACUCUAUGCCCUGCAGCAGCAGCAGCAGCAGCAGCAGCAACGUGCAGCACAGGCCUUGGAAGUACAGCGGCACACGCACAGCCAGCGGAAGCCUGAAGAGCCACCCCCUGAGCUAGAGAUGCCAGGCCCUGAGAAGCCACUCAAACCAUCUCACAAAGCUGUUGCCUUAAAUGCUACUCCAAAAGGCCUGUCUCCAGCUGCCGCCUGCUCAGCCAAGCUCUCUCCGUGCUGCCACCCACCCAAAUGCCCUGCCCCGUGCACUUUACCUGUCUGCCCUGCUGUGGUGCCCCGCUCACCUGCUGUAAGUCCAGUGCCCUCACAGAACUCCACAGGUCCAGAGGCUGAGGACAAGCAGCCGGAGGGGAGACCAGCCCAGGACUAUCCCAAAUCACUGGAACCAGAUCUUCCACCUGGUUAUUCCUACCCUGUGGCUGGCCUGGGCUAUGCAUCGCCGUUACCCCUGGACCCAGCAGAUCCUGACACUAUGCAAACCGUUUCCACGGCAGCUGAACCUGAGCAGUCACGCACCUUCCCACCGGAGCAGGAGCCACACUGCGAGGCUGAAGCCAACCCCCCCAGUGGGGCUGGGGACAUGGAAGUGGAACCCUCGCACCCUUGCCCUCCCCAUCUCCUGGUGCAUCCCCAGAGGCCAAACUCUACAGAACUGGCUAAGGAGACCCCGUGCUGCCCCCUGCUGGUCGGGGACAGCCCGGAUGACUUGGACUCUGCCCCUCCAGAACACCAGGAGGCGCCUACGCCAGGUGCUGCCCUUCCCGGGCCUUCUCCAGAGGUGAUGGCUGUGGAGGAUGGCCCUGCUGAAGCCCUGGAAGAUGACUGUCAGGUGGAUGAGAGCAACAUGGGCUCACCGGAUGACCCAUCUGCACAUGCCGACGUGCAGGUGGCCCCGUGUGGCCUGGACGCCCUCAUUGCUGCCAGCAUUGACCUGGGCGAACUUCCAGCCUUGGAAUCUCCUCCUCCUCCUGCUCCCCUUCCCUUGCCCUCUCCGUGCAGCUCAGGGAUUCCUGGCAUUGCCCUGCUCAGUGAGCUGGCUGAACUGGAACUCCGUCGGCAGCACUGUGAUACUGCCACCCAUGUGCUGGAUGAAGACCUGGUAGCAUUCAAUCUGCAAAGCCUGGCUACCCUUGCUGCAGCCUGGGCCCUUGUUGAGGCCACUGGCCUGGAGAGCAGCCCUCCCGACCUCCUCAGCCUAGCAGAUGCUGCACCGUGUGUGGACCUGCGCCCCCGCACACGGGUUUCCCGUCGCAAAUAUAUCUGGACCCCCAAAACCAAGCCUGUUUGCCCUCUGAAAGCAGCUAUUGAGAACUUGGACACCCAGGAGGUAGAGAUACGCAUGCGUCUGGCAGAACUGCAGCGGCGCUACAAGGAGAAGCAGCGGGAACUGGCCAAGCUGCAGAGGAGGCACGACCAUGAGCGAGAUGAGAGCUCACGGAGUCCAGCUCGACGGGGACCAGGGCGACCAAGAAAACGCAAGCACUCCAGCACGCUCGGCUCCUUGCGGCAGGGCUCCAUCGGCAAGGGGGACAACAGGAAGGUCAAGUCAGUAAAGGCCAGCUUAUCUCUCCUGUGUGCAGAGCUGCGGGCUGAGGGAGAGCCCAAGAAGAAAAAGAGGAAAAUAUCAGAGACGGCUUAUGGUGGCAUCAAGAGCUCCCAGGAGAAGGUGCGUUGCAAGAAAAGCAGUGCCCAAAGCAAGUUGGCAUCCAAUGUGGUACACAGGGUCUCCCAUCUCAAGCAGAAGGUCAAGAGCAAAGGCUUGCCUGCAAACAUUGGCCCGUUCCGCCGAAAAGAGCCUACCCCCGGGGUCCAGAUCCAAAAGAAACUCUCUCGGCCCAAGAGUUCCAAAGCCGCACCUUCUGCCAAAUACCCACAGCAGGACUUCACUACGUUGGAGGCCAAGCCAAGCACAGGGAAUGCUGAUACAGAUGACAAUCACCACAGAGACUAUGAAAGUGAUGAUGACUGUGGUGGUGAGGACUUGACCAGUGACACCAGUUCCACUCUUCAUGUGACAGUAAACUCGGCUGUGAUUGGCCCCUCUCCUUCCUCUGUGGUGAAAAUGGAAGCUAAUCAGAAGGCAAAGAAGAAAAAGGAGAGGCAGGGGUUGCUAGGGCCUUGCCGAAUCCCCAGUCCUGAGGGCCAAGUCAAAAUCAAGCAGCGCCCAGCGAAGCCUGGUGUAGGGAGGUUGGAAAAGGUGCCGGUCUGCCAGGCCAACUCUUGUGAAAGUUCUAGUAAGAAGAAGCUAAAGAACAAGGCCAAGGAGCUUCAGUGUGGACCUGGGACCUCAACAGCCAGUGAGGGACUCUUCCCUGGCAGCCAGGCCCGGACAUUCACAGCCCGGGAUGAUGCUGGAAAGCUCAGCAGUGAACGCCUCAAGAAAGCCACGCGCAAGAGCAAAGUGCUGCAGUCGGCCCUCAGGAGGAAGAACGGGACACUGGCGCUCUCGCCCCGCAAUGCCAAAGCCAUCCUCAGCAAGGGCAAGAAGCUGUCUAAGGUCAAGAACAAGGCGGUCAGCAAGCAGUGUAAAGGCCGGGCUGUCAGCCGGUUGAUGGAGAGCUUUGCCAUUGAGGAUCACUUUGAGUUUGAUGAUAACAGCAGCUUCUCUGAAGAGGAAGAAAUGCCACCCACUGGCACAGAGCAAGACCUGACCCCUGCCCAGUCAUGCACAAUCCACAAGGAGGAUCUCCAGGAUGGAUUGCGUGUGCUUAUCCCCAAAGAGGACAGUCUGCUUUAUGCCGGGAGCGUGAAGAGUCUGCAGCCGCCCGACAUUUACAGCAUCGUCAUUGAGGGGGAGCGAGGGAACCGGCAAAGGAUCUAUUCCCAGGAGCAGCUGCUACAGGAGGCGGUUCUGGAUGUGCAGCCACAGUCAAGCCACAGCCUCCCACCUGGCACCAGGGUCUGUGCUUAUUGGAGCCAGAAGUCUCGUUGCCUCUACCCAGGGAGUGUCAUUCGAGGUUCUUCAAGUGAUGAAGAGGAUGAUGCAGAUUCAGUGCUGGUAGAGUUUGAUGAUGGGGACACAGGCCACAUUGCAGUGUCCAAUAUCCGCAUGCUGCCACCUGACUUCAAAAUCCAGUGCACAGAGCCUUCUCCUGCCCUGCUGGUCUCCACCUCCUGCCGUCGUAACAAGAGGUCUUCCAGUGAUGUUCCUCAUUCCAGUGAAUCAGCACCAAGCCUAUGUGCCGAGGGACGUGAGGGCUCUGAGUCAACGAAAAACACUGGCAAGAAGGCAACCAGCAAAGAAAAGGCUGGUAAAUCUGACACACUGCACUCCAGUACAAAAGCCCUACCUGCAGACCACUUCCUCGGCCGUCGUGCCAGCCCCCUGCUGAGCUGGUCGGCUGUGGCUCAGAACAAGCGCAAGGCAUCCAGCAAGAGCACGGCUAUGCGACAGAACCUCUUCCAGCUGAACGGCAGCAGCAAGAAGUUGCGGGCCAAGGAGGUGCUCUUCCCUGUGCACAGCGUCGCUGCCCCCAUUUUUGGCAAUGGCUUUGGCUCAGACUCAUUCAGCCGCAUUGCCAACUCCUACUCGGCUUUUGGAAGCGCUGGCCUGGUUCUGCCAUGUGCCCAGAAGCUCUUGCGUGCCAAGAAGGCCGAGCGGUUGGAUGCUGAGGUGGGCAAGGGAGGGCGCCGGAAGAUGGGUGGGGAGUACUUGGUCAAGCUGGACCAUGAGGGCGUGACAUCGCCCAAGAACAAAAACUGCAAGGCCCUGCUGAUGAGUGACAAGGACUUUGGGUCAUUGCCGGGCCAUGGCUACACUCACCCAGCCUUGGGGAUCAAGGAGAAGAAGAGUGCGCUGCCCAUGGGUCUGGCGUUACGCAAGUACGCCAGUCAGGCAGAAUAUGGGCUGCACUGUGACAGUGACUGUCACAGUUCCUAUUCGGACAUGGAUGAAGACGAGGUGGAUGAUCUGAGAGGCAGUGUGCCCUCUCGCUUCCUGACACGCCUUUCCGUCUCUUCAUCUUCUUCUGGAUCAUCCACCUCCUCCAGCUCGGGCUCAGGCUCCACCUCUAGCCUCUGCUCAUCGGACAAUGAGGACUCCUCCUAUAGUUCUGACGAUGAGGACCCCACCUUGCUUGUGCAGACCUGCCUCACGCAUCCUGUUCCAGCCCUGCUGGCUCAGUCUGAAGCCCUGCGCUCGAAGAGCAGCACCCUGCAGAGGUGCUUUGGCGCUGGUGCCAAGGGCAAGCUCAGGCGCAAGGAGGCCCUGAGUUUCUCCAAAGCCAAAGAGUUCUCCCGCCGGCAGCGGCUGCCCUCGGUGGAAAACCGGCCAAAGAUCUCUGCUUUCCUGCCAGCACGCCAGCUCUGGAAAUGGUCUGGAAAUCCCACUCAGCGUCGUGGCAUGAAGGGGAAAGCACGGAAAUUGUUCUACAAGGCGAUUGUUCGGGGCAAGGAGACUCUGCGCAUCGGCGAUUGUGCCGUUUUCCUGUCAGCUGGCCGGCCACACCUGCCAUACAUUGGCCGCAUUGAGAGCAUGUGGGAAUCCUGGGGCAGCAACAUGGUUGUCAAAGUGAAAUGGUUCUACCAUCCUGAGGAGACCAAGCUGGGCAAGCGACAUAGUGAUGGCAAGAAUGCGCUGUACCAGUCGUGCCAUGAGGACGAGAAUGAUGUCCAGACCAUCUCGCACAAAUGCCAGGUGGUUGAACGUGAACACUAUGAGCAGCUCACCCGCAGCAAGAAAUACCAGGACCGGCAAGACCUCUACUACCUGGCAGGGAGUUACGACCCCACCACAGGCCGGCUUGUGACUGCAGAUGGUGUGCCCAUCCUGUGCUGAGGCUGCGGGAUACAACCACUGCCCAGGGCCAGAAACUGGCAGGGGUGGGGGCAGGAGGGCCUUUGGAGGGUGGAAGGGGCCAGUCUCCUUGUACCGCUUCCUGGCAAUUGGAUGCAAGGCCCUGAAAUAUGCAAGGUGCCCGGCUUUGCCAUGCCCGGGGUUGCAGGCUGAUCCCGGCUCCCCACACGGCUCUGUACAGAUUUGAAUCCAAGCCAUACUUUCCCUAGUACCUCUGACUGUUUGCCGCAGGCCAAACACAAAUCAGGUUACCGCUCUAUUUAUUUCAUGUGUAAAUAAUGUAUUUCUGAUGGGAAGUUUUAUGGAAAAGGAACAAACAAGACAAAAAGGCAGGUUUUG
Molecule: messenger RNA, 7902 nt
Organism: Varanus komodoensis (Komodo dragon)
Lineage: Eukaryota; Metazoa; Chordata; Lepidosauria; Squamata; Varanidae
Gene: BAHCC1
Product: BAH domain and coiled-coil containing 1
Exons: 27
Coding region: 1-7545 (2514 amino acids)
Molecular function (GO): chromatin binding
Source: RefSeq, a predicted model, not a curated record